Pseudoliparis swirei is the source of this 1881-nucleotide messenger RNA. It is a transcript of the gene c8b, whose product is annotated as complement component 8, beta polypeptide. Gene Ontology annotation, biological process: immune response. Gene Ontology annotation, cellular component: membrane attack complex. Bases 36 to 1814 code for a protein of 592 amino acids. Gene Ontology annotation, molecular function: protein binding. The record is from RefSeq and is a predicted model, not a curated record. The transcript is spliced from 12 exons. NCBI's taxonomy places the organism in Eukaryota, Metazoa, Chordata, Actinopteri, Perciformes, Liparidae.
GCUGAGCAGUUCACAGUCAGGCAUUACACACAACUAUGCUUGCUGUGGUGAUACGGAUGAGUGCACUCAAUGUGCAGUGUGGUCUACUCUAUGUUACUUUGAUACUGCUAAGCAAAGUUGCCGUCACAACAGCGAACAAUGAAGAGCCUCGUGUUCGUGAAGCUCGUUCAGUGGGCGAUCAGCUGGUAGUUCAUCCUGUGGACUGUGUUUUAUCAGAGUGGAGCUUAUGGUCACGCUGUGACACCUGUCAGAAAAAAAGAUAUCGCUAUGCUAAACUGGACCAGCCAUCCCAGUUUGGAGGGCAGCCGUGCAAUUUUCAUGACAGGGAGGAGGAGGCCUGUGACGUUUCAGCCCGCUAUAAAUGUGACAAUGUUCCUUUAUGUGAGGGAUUCCUGUGCACCCAAACAGGUCGCUGUAUUCCCAGAACUCUGCAGUGUAGUGGGGAGGAUGACUGUGGGGACAUGUCAGAUGAAGCCGGCUGUAAGAACGUUCCCAAGCCCUGCAGGCAGGCAGCUGAAGAGUAUUGGGGAAUCGAAAACCUUGCCAAAGGAAUCAACAUUUUGAACAGUCACCUGGAGGGAGUGGUGCUAGAUAACAGAUACUACGCUGGCAGCUGCUUGCCACACUACAUCGAGGACGUCAGAUUCAGAAAGCCUUACAAUUUGCAACAGUACACUCUGCAGACAAAAGGCUCUUAUGAUUUCACCCUGCAGUCUUUUGAGUCAUACUCUGACUACAAGGACCACACCAUGAAGGAGCGCUCAACCCAAACCACUGUUUCCUUUGGCUUUGCCAUUCCAGGCGUCGCUGAAUUUGGCUUCAACUACAAUAAUGCCAAAAGAACCAAAGCCGAACAGAAGAUUCGCCGUGCUUCGAGUAAGACGAACAGCUUUGUGAGGGCCAAAGCAGAACUGGAGUUGGCCCAGUACAUGUUGAAGUCCGAUGAUUUGAUGCUCCACCCUGAGUUCCUGCAGCGCCUGCGCUCCUUGCCACAGUCUUAUGGUUAUGGGGAAUACAGGCAGAUCUUCAGGGACUACGGCACCCACUACAUCACAGAGGCAACCCUCGGAGGAGACUAUGAGCACACCAUCAUCCUGAACAAGGAGAAGCUUGAGCGGACAGUUUAUUCUUUGGACGACUUUAAACGCUGUACGGAGUCAGGCCUUAAGGUCGGGGCCAACAUAUACGGUGUUUAUGUGUCGGUGGGGGUUCAUGGUGGAUCCUGUAAUGGUGUGCUGAAUGAGAUGGGAGUAAUUGGUCUCUCCCCAGAGGACAUGUUGAAUGGCAGCAUGGUGGAGGACUUUGUGUCUGUAGUAAGGGGGGGGAGUAGUGAGUCCAUCACUGCUUUGGUGUCUAAAAAGCUUCCCACCCCCCAGCUGAUGGGGCUCUGGGGCGAAGGCGUGCGUUUUAACCCUGACUUCAUUCGCUCAACAACACGGCCGCUGUAUGAGCUGGUGACCUCCAGAGACUUCUCCCACGAUGCCACCUUGAAAAGAAACCUGAAGAGAGCUCUGUCAGAGUACCUGGCCGAGGCGAGUCCGUGUCGAUGUGCUCCAUGCCACAACAAUGGAGUGAGCGUUUUGAGAGGCACCAGGUGUGACUGUGUGUGUGCUGUUGGCUACUCUGGGCGUGGCUGUGAGAUCACUAAUAGACGAAAAGAUUUAACCAUUGACGGCAGCUGGAGCUGCUGGGCUGCAUGGUCAUCGUGCGAUGGAAGAACAAUGACGAGGAGUCGACAGUGCAACAACCCAGCACCGAGCGAAGGAGGCCUGGCAUGCAGAGGACUGCAGCGAGAGUCGACUGAAUGCUUUUGAUAUCUGCUCAACAGCACCGUUGUCAACCUUGACAUAACGUUUUAUAAAACCUUCCUUGAAAGCAGAA